AUGAACAACACAUCGGAAGACGAAUGGAGGGUCAAGCUAUCUCCACUUCAAUUUAAGGUAUUGCGAGAGAAGGGUACGGAACGCGCAUUCACUGGCGAGUACGACAAGCACUUUGAUUCUGGUGUUUACACCUGUGCAGGUUGCGAUGCUCCUUUAUACACUUCUCAGCAGAAAUUCAAGUCAGGUUGUGGCUGGCCUGCGUUCUUUGACGCGAUACCAGGCGCAUUAACCAGACAUGAGGAUAACUCACAUGGUAUGACACGUGUUGAGAUCUGUUGUAAAAAUUGUGGAGGUCAUCUUGGUCAUGUCUUUAAGGGCGAAGGUUACAAGCAUACUCCAGACGACGAGAGACAUUGUGUCAACUCUAUCAGUCUGAAGUUCAGAAAUGAG
Molecule: messenger RNA, 390 nt
Organism: Acytostelium subglobosum LB1
Lineage: Eukaryota; Evosea; Eumycetozoa; Acytosteliales; Acytosteliaceae
Exons: 2
Biological process (GO): response to oxidative stress; protein repair
Molecular function (GO): peptide-methionine (R)-S-oxide reductase activity
Source: RefSeq, a predicted model, not a curated record